AUGCACUAUUUUAAGGUGACGAACAUCAGUGAAAUUCUGGGCAAAUACAAGGAUGUGUUCAAUGAUGAUGCAGGAACUGUAAAAGGUAUCACAGCCAAAUUGUCGCUCAAAGAAAACAAACCAAAGUACAUCAAAGCUAGGACUGUACCAUUUUCAUUACGAGCGAAAGUUGGGGAAGAACUCGAUAGGUUAGAAGCAGAAGGAACUUUUACGAAAGUUCAACACAGUGAGUGGGCAACCCCAAUCAUACCCGUAUUGAAGAAAAACGGAAGUGUUAGAAUCUGCGGUGAUUUCAGAGUGACAUUGAACCCAAUACUUAUUGUCGACCAGUACCCGCUACCAAAGAUUGACGACAUAUUCGCCAAUAUGAAUGGAGGAUCACAUUUCUCUAAGAUAGACUUGAAGCAAGCAUACCUACAACUUCCAAUGGACGAAGGAUGCAAAGAGCUAUUGACCAUCAACAAGCACGGUGGAUUAAAUCGCUAUAACCGGAUAACUUUCGGAAUUGCAUUCGCACCAGUAAUCUGGCAACAAACAAUUGAGCAGAUUCUGUUGGGGGUUCCUGGAACGCUAUGUAUCCUGGACGACAUGGUGAUCACAGGAAAAACUGACGAAGAGCAUCUACAAAACGUAGAAAGGGUAUUGCAGAGACUUAGUGAAUAUGGUUUACGUGCGAACUUAAAGAAGCAUGAAUUCUUUAAAGAGAACAUCACAUUCUGUGGACACACAAUUGCUAUACAUGGUCUACACAAGACACCAGAGAAGAUCGAUGUUAUUGUUAAGGCACCGUCGCCCUCAAACGUGUCACAGUUGAGAUCUUUUCUAGGAUCGGUGAAUUAUUAUGGAAAAUCCCUACCUGAUUUGGCAACGAUACUUGGACUCUUACACAAGUUGUUGCAGAAGAACUGUCGAUGGGAAUGGACUGACCUGUGA
Ostrea edulis (European flat oyster) is the source of this 933-nucleotide messenger RNA. RefSeq lists its product as uncharacterized. Bases 1 to 933 code for a protein of 310 amino acids. The transcript has a single exon. Lineage: Eukaryota; Metazoa; Mollusca; Bivalvia; Ostreida; Ostreidae. The record is from RefSeq and is a predicted model, not a curated record.